GGUAUCUUAGCUUGCUCUCUGAAUUGUGAAUUAUUAGCUAAUGCUAGCGACCUGUUUUGCUUUACUUGCCUAGCGUACUUAGACCAAUCAUCUCCUAAUUUGAAGACAAUGCUUCAAUUAUUUAUGUAUAUUUAAUCGCUGUAUACGGAAUGUAAUAUAUCAUGCGGUUCUAGAUGUACGAAAAUGAAUAAUGUGGUUUCCCGCUAGCAAAUAAGCUUGACUGGCUAACUACCAGGUUAGCAUGGACGCUAACGUUAGUUAGCUACGCCUACGAUGAAUAUUUUCAGGCAGAAACUAUCGGACUGGUAAAAAGAGCCCAGAGAAUGCCUGGCUCGCAAGCAGCACACUGACCGAGCGACCAGCCUGAGUGGGAGGAAGGAACCUGAGCACCAUGGCAACACGGAACAGGAACUCGGUCCAGAUCCUGUCGGGCCGCGAGAGGGGUGCCAAGGUGCUGGGUGCGCAGCGCUUUCUACAACAGCUGGUGGAGGAACGAACACGAUGGAUGAAAUGGCAGAGCCAGAAAGUGGAGCUACCUGACAGUCCUCGCUCAACGUUCCUGCUGGCCUUCAGUCCAGACAGGAAGCUGAUGGCGUCGACUCAUGUCAACCACAACAUCUACAUCACAGAGGUGCAGACGGGCCGCUGCCUGCACUCGCUGGUGGGCCACCGCCGCACGCCCUGGUGUGUCACCUUCCACCCCACCAUCCCGGGCCUCGUGGCCUCCGGGUGCCUGGACGGGGAGGUCCGCAUAUGGGACCUGCAUGGUGGGAGCGAGAGCUGGUUCACGGAGAACGAUGUGGCGAUCGCAUCGCUGGCGUUCCACCCCACAGCUCAGCUGCUCCUCAUCGCCACCAAUAACGAGCUGCACUUCUGGGACUGGAGCCGGCCCGAGCCCUUCGCCGUGGUCAAGACCGGCAGCGAGAUGGAGAGGGUCAGGCUCGUCAGGUUUGAUCCUCUCGGUCACAAUCUUCUGACUGCUAUAGUCAACCCAUCCAGCCAACAAAGCGAGGAGGACUCGGAGGCGUCCAUGGACGGUCUGGAGAUGCCGCUGCCCCGUCAGCGCUCGGUUCGCUCGCCACCCGUACGCCGCACCCCCAUCCUGCACAACUUCCUGCACAUGCUCAGUCCGCGCUCGCAGGGCCCGCUGGCGUCGGACGGCUCUCGCCGGGGUUCGGAGGGGCGCGAGCUGCCCUCCAUGCCCCUCUUCCAGUACGCCUCUCGCGGCCCCCCUGGCCCCCCACCGCCCCCGCAGGGCUGCACGCGCCACCUGGAUCCCAUCUGCUACUGCGCACGCUGCGCCGCACAGCCCUACCUGUCCAUCGCGCCCCAGCCCACCCCCUCCUCCCACGCCCCCCAAGGCCAGCCCGCACAGACGGCCCCCGGCACUGGCCCCGCACCCCCAGCCAUGCGCCUCAGCUUCACGCCGCGCUUCACCCUGGAGCCGCCCAUGGGGGGCGCGGGACACCCCUUCCCGACACUGCAGCCGUCGGAGAGACCCUCCGCCUUCAGCAGCGUCCACAGCGCGCCACCCGACCUGCCCCCCGUGCCGCCCGAGCCUUGGGGGCGACAGGAGGAGGGCGACGGGGAGGGCGGGGGCGUAGGGGUCGGAGGAGGGAUGGGUAUGGGGGUAGGGAGGGUGCUGCCCCCCAGGACUAGCUCUUCGUCCGCGUCCCCGGUGCCGGGCCUUCGGCCGGCCGAAGCCUCCUCCUCCUCCAGCGCCCCCAUCUACACGUCGGCCAGCGAGGGCAGGGGCUCGCAGCACGCGCUGGGUGGCGAGGGGGGUGUCGGUGGCGGAGGAGGGGCGUCUCUGAGGCCGGGCCACUCGACCAGCAGCGGGCACCACCCGUUCUACGAGGGCCGCGGCCAGAGCCAGAGCCAGAGCCAGAGCCAGAGCCAGAGCCAGAACCCGGCCAGCAUCCGCAACGUGCUCCAGUGCAACCUCAGCCGCUACUUCAUGGAGUACGAGCGCAUGCAGGACGGGGCUGGGGGCUCCGGGGCCACCGCCAGUCGCGAGGUGGCGGCGGCGGCAGCGGCAGCACAGUUACUAGGCAACAAUAACCAUGGUGCCAUUGGCGAGCCUGCCGGGAGUUCCGGGCUCCACGACGCAGAGAGACCCGGACCCUCGCGCUACCAGCAGCCCUCCGCCUCUGCUGUGCCCCCUCCUCCUCCUCCGCCUCCUCCUCCUCCUCCUCCUCACUCCCCCUCCCGGGUCAACCGCUGCCGCUCCUGCCACAACCUGCUGACGUACAACCAGGACACGCAGCGCUGGGAGAGAUCCAGCCCCUCACCCUCGUCUGGCUCAGCCCCUACCCACGACCACGCCUCCCCCGGACCCUCCUCUUCCUCCUCAGCAGCAGCAGCUGUGGCAGCAGCAGCAGCUGCAUCAUCAUCAACCUCCUCCUCCUCCGUGCCCUGGCAGUUCCCAGCAGUGCCCUCGGUCUCCCAAGACAACCCAGAGGCCGCCCCACAGCCACACACCCACGUCACCUUCGAGGCGGCAGCGGCGGAGGCGGCGGCUCGUCAGGGUGGGGUCCCGCGGGGCCAGGGCGAGGCUCCUUCCCUGGGGCUGCAGUGCCUGGUGUACAGCCAGGACCGCCAUCGGAGCCAGCGCGAGAGAGCCCGGCCCCCCCUGCCCCCUCCCCUGGCCGGCCGCAGGCCCGUGGAGCCGGGACACGUCACCCACGCGCAUACCCACGCCCACGCCCAAGCCCAGGACGCCUUAAGCCAGGAAGUGCCUGUGGAGACACCCGACGAGGACUCGCUACGCAGGCGGCUGCUGGAAUCCUCCAUCAUCUCGCUGUCUCGCUACGACAUGACCGGAUCACGGGACCAUCCCAUCUACCCAGACCCAGCUAGGCUCUCUCCCGCUGCCUACUAUGCCCAGCGGAUGAUCCAGUACCUAUCUCGACGCGACAGCAUCCGCCAGCGCAGCCUCCAGAACCGGCUGAGGACGCUCUCCAGCUCCUCCGACAGCCAGGUGCCCAGCCCCUCCGUCGCCAUGGAUACAGGAGAUGUGGACUACGAGGAGCUAGAGGACCCUGGCGACAGGACGAGGCACAGGAUGCCCCGCAACUCCCGAAUGUCGGCGCCGUCUCUGGGCCGCUUCAUCCCACGGCGUUUCCUCUUCCCUGAGUACCUACCGUAUGGGAUCUUCCACGAGCGCAGCCAAGGGGGUGUGGCCACCCACUCCUCCAUCAAUCGCGUGCUUGCAGGGGCCUCCAUAGGAGACGGUCAGUCGGCGGUGGCCAGCAACAUCGCCAGCACCACCUACCGGCUGCAGUGGUGGGACUUCACCAAGUUCGACCUGCCCGAGAUCAGCAACGGCUCCGUGAACGUGCUGGUGCCCCAGUGUAAGAUCUAUAACGAUGCCAGUUGUGACAUCUCUGCGGACGGGCAGCUGUUGGCCGUGUUCAUCCCCAGCAGCCAGAGAGACUUCCCUGACGAGGGGGUACUGGCCGUCUACUCACUAGCACCACACAACCUGGGAGAGAGGCUGUACACCAAGAGGUUUGGUCCCAAUGCCAUCUCGGUCAGCCUGUCUCCAAUGGGUUGCUAUGUGAUGGUGGGUCUGGCGUCCCGCCGGAUCCUGCUGCAUCCCGCCACUGACCACAUGGUGGCGCAAGUGUUCCGCCUACAGCAGCCACACGGGGGAGAGGCCUCCAUCAGGAUGGCGUUCAACGUGGUGUACCCCAUGGGUCCUGACCAGCGGCGGCACGUCAGCAUCAACUCUGCCCGCUGGCUGCCUGAGCCGGGCAUGGGCCUGGCAUACGGUACCAACAAGGGAGACCUCGUCAUCUGCCGACCUGUGGACUACCGCAGUGAUGGGGAAGGACCAGCCGAGCAGGUGUCGGAUUCUGCGUUUUCCCUCAACAACACUCCAGGGACCAGCAGAGGACGGCCAGCUGACAGGCCGGGGUCCAGCAGGGCAAUCCUGCGGCUGGACAGGGACAUGGGCUUAAUGGAUGCCAUCGGCCUGCAGCCGCGUCACCCGGCCACCGUCACCACCUCGGUGACCUCGCAGGGCACGCAGACCGCCACGCCCUCACUGCAGAACGCCCAGACCCAGACGGACCGUGACCCUGCCCAGCCCAGCACCAGCCGAGCCGUGCAGGUGGAGAGUGUGGAGAUCCAGACCCAGAGUGUUCCUCCAUCAUCCUCAUCGCCCAGCAGUAGUAUUGGUGGUGCGGAGGUGGCAUCUUAUAUGACCCUUGACCUCUACCGUACACAGCAGCCACCGGCCUCGCAGGACAGCAGCGCACAGACCAGUAACCCAGGCAGCGGUAGCCACGGUGUGGCGGCGUCUGAAGACUCUGUGGGUGCAGGAGGGACUGCUGGCAGUGCAGCGCAGGACGGCAGCACAGCAGGAACGUCCACAUCCCCAUCGGCCGAGUUCGGGCCGUCGCGGGCCACAGGGGAAUCUCAGACUCCGGGCGGGAGUGGCGGGGGGUCGGGCGAGGACGCGUUGGCGCGGCUGCGGCGUCUGAUGGCGGAGGGUGGCAUGACGGCCGUGGUGCAGCGCGAGCAGAGCACCACCAUGGCCUCCAUGGGUGGCUUUGGCAACGACAUCAUCGUCAGCCACCGCAUACACCGCGGCUCGCAGACCGGCGCCGGGGCCAAUAGUGCCGCCGCCGCUGCUGCUGCUGCCGCUGCCGCUGCCGGUUCCAGUUCUAGUUCCUCUGCUGCUGGUUCUCCAUCGGCCUCUCAUCUUCUCUCAGCUGCUCCGCUCCCACCUCCCUCCCAAACCCGCAUCCAGCUGCUGCAGCGUGCCCUUCCUCCUGCCCACGCCCACGCCCACGCCCACCCCUCUCUGUCUGGCGCCACCCCCUCCCUGCCCUCCUCCGGGCGGCCAUUGAUGUUGGGCCAGAGCGUGGUGGUGGAGCCAGCGGACAUGGAGGAGGUGUUUGAAGAGCGCAACAUGGAGGAUGACGAAGAUGAUGAGGAGGAGGAAGAGGAAGAGGUAGCCCUGCCGCCACACCACAUGUUCAGCUCCAACAACAACAACAACACUAGUGGUGCUGGAGGCCAGUACAGUAGAUAGACUGCCCCCACCUCCCCCCGCCCCCCUCCUAUCCUUACCCUGCCAACCAGGACAGCAGACACCCUACCCCUCACACCAACCAACCCAGCCCCUCGGGCCUAUCAGCUGAUAGCAGGGAUGGGACUUACUGCAGUACCGGGGGGAGGGGGGGUGUUUGCUGGCCCUAGAGGAACCCCAGAUAGUGGCACUUGUGGGUUGAGGGGAGCCCUCAGUCUCCUAUGAGUGUGCGA
Engraulis encrasicolus (European anchovy) is the source of this 5271-nucleotide messenger RNA. RefSeq names its product autophagy/beclin-1 regulator 1b (gene ambra1b). Gene Ontology annotation, biological process: autophagy. Lineage: Eukaryota; Metazoa; Chordata; Actinopteri; Clupeiformes; Engraulidae. Gene Ontology annotation, molecular function: protein binding. Gene Ontology annotation, cellular component: intracellular membrane-bounded organelle. The record is from RefSeq and is a predicted model, not a curated record.